Molecule: messenger RNA, 1665 nt
Organism: Bursaphelenchus okinawaensis
Lineage: Eukaryota; Metazoa; Nematoda; Chromadorea; Rhabditida; Aphelenchoididae
Source: the annotation of a GenBank genome assembly
AUGGGUGACGAUCUUGCGGCCUUUUUUGCCAAGAAGAAGUCCAAGGGUACCAAGAAGAAGACGAUCCGAAUGGACGAUGUUGUUCAGCAGCUCGAGUCCAAUAUGAAGUUCGACAAGGUAGGUUAUUUUUUUUUACUUUUUUAUUGUUUAGGAACUUGGCGGCAUUGUUAAGGUUCAGAAUGGUUGAAGAAAAAUUCAAAAAACCGGUCAAGUUAACUGAUGUUUUACACAGAAAUGUGCUCUAUAAUUGUUGAGCAAUUAUAAUAGCAGUUCUUACCUAUUUCUAUGCUUGCAAGUAUUUUAAUAGGGUAACGAUGCUUACUUUAGUAUGAAUAAUACUAUUUUUUCUUCAGGAUGGAGGUGAGGACGAUGUUCCGUCAAAUCAAGAUAUUUUGAAAACGAAUUUGAACGAUGAAGAUUCUGAAUGGAUCGGAUAUGGUUCCAAGCCUUUGAACCUCGCCGGAGAAACAGUUGGAACAUUUAACUCAACAGAAGUUGUAGAUGAAGAAGUGGUAACUGAUAGAGCUGAACGAGAAAGCGCAGUUGUUAAGAAGACCAAAACCUCGAAUAUACCUUCUAAAGUAAGAUACUUUUAAUUUUAGAGUUUUGAACUAUAAUGAUGUAGAAAACAUAGUUAUCAAAUAAGUUUAACUUAUUCUUAUUAAAGACGUCUCAUUUUUGAUUUAGGACAAAUAAGAUGCUCCUAAAGAGACCGUUAUUGCUAUUAUUACAACGGCGAAAUCAAAGUUUAAGGCCUACAAACCGCCCCAACUUUCAGCACCAGGUCAAAGUUCAGCCUGUACUUUAAAAACGGUGGGUUUAGAUUUUCAAGCAAUUUAUUCUUUUAUUCUGAGUGUCAUAGGAACGUUGUAAUUUAAGGCCGAGGAACUAAUUGGAGAAUCUGUGGAGCAUUUGUUUAAUAAGUUUCAAUACGUGGGUAGAAAGGGUGUUGCUGAAGAUGAAUGUAAUUUACUUGAAAACAUUGUUAAAAUAAAUCACAAUAUGAUUAUUUGUGAUGGUAUUUACAAAAAAGAUGGAAUAUUACUGAAGGAUCCAAAUGGUGGUGAUCAACCUGCUGUACGAGUUUAUGUUCAUUUCUGGCGUAAUGGCUUUAGUGUUGAUGAUGGACAUUUACAAUCCUACAUUUCUGCAGAUUUUUACUAUUUAUUGCAUUCUUUAUCCUUCUGUAACCUAAAAAAAUGGCAGAAAAAGCCAAAGACAGAUUUAAUAAUUAAAUUGGUCAGUCAUUAUGAUCAGUACUUUAAUGUUCCUGAAUGUACGACUGAACUUCGUCAAAAGAAUAGUUACAAUCAGGUCGAUCUGCAUCUGGAACGUCGUGCUACUGAGUACGUUAAACCAAGACCAGAAUAUUUUGCUCCCUCUAUUCAGAAGAAAAGCAAUGUAGUUAUUAGAACACAUAAAGGUCAUCUUUUGCAAAGGAAGUUCUCCGUCACAAGUUGUCGCGGACGUCCGGUCUUUCAUUGUCUCGUAAGUUUUGUAUUUGUUACCUAAUUUUUUAAACCUUGUAAAAUAUAACAGUUCUAGUGCUUUUUUAUGGAAUAACAUAGUUUUCUUGAUGAGUUUUGAAAUAUAAUUGUAAUUUUGCUUUAGAUCUGUACCGGAAUGUGCGUUACAGCCUUUCGAAUUGUACACUAUUUUCCCUAA